Messenger RNA from Diatraea saccharalis (sugarcane borer), 668 nucleotides. Lineage: Eukaryota; Metazoa; Arthropoda; Insecta; Lepidoptera; Crambidae. The record is from the annotation of a GenBank genome assembly.
AUACAUUCGGCUGUCAUAGAAAGCAUAAAUUACUUUUGCACUUAAAUUCUGUUGUAUAGAAAAAAAAAUGGCCUUACCAGUGGAUUUAGAACUCAAAAAAGCUUUUGUAGAAUUACAAGCGAAAAUGAUAGCUACCAGUAAAACUAUUCAAGUAAUCGAUUCUCAAAUAAACGUCAUGAAGAGAGUUUUGCAACAUGUGGAUGCAACUCAACGUGAGAUCAGUACGUUACCACCUGGAACAAAAACUUAUGAAUCUAUUGGGAGAAUGUUCUUGUUCACUGAUUUGGAAGAGGUAAAGACUAAUCUUAAAAGUCGUGAGGCACAAUUAACUGCAAGAUCUGCCGAAUUUGAGAGCAAUAAAAAGUACUUAGAAAAAAAUUUGAAAGAGAGCCAAGAUAAUAUCAGAGAAAUGGUCCAACAACGAAAAGAACAAAGUGACACUAAAACAAAUUGAAUCAGCUGAAUGUUUUUAAGAUCAAACACAUUGACUAACUAUUUAUGAAUGAUUAAGAAAUCUUAAUGAAUAAAUAUGAAGAUAAAUGUACACAUCUGCUAGUACUAAACUCAUUACCUUAUUGCAGUAGAUGCUUAUUCAAGAUCAACCAGCAUUUUUUCAUAUGGCUUAUACUAUAAACAUGGUUUUCUAAUAAAUGAAUUAAUUGACUGAU